GCACCAUGGGCCGGGACGGGCCGUGGCUCAACCUGUCCGGCAGCGCCUGUGCGGCCGGCGGACCCUUCCCUGCCGGGACCGCCGCGCUGCUGGCCGCGCUCAUGGGACUGCUGGUGCUGGCCACGGUGCUGGGCAAUGCCCUGGUCAUUCUGGCCUUCGUGGUGGACCGGAGCCUCCGCACGCAGGGAAACUUCUUCUUCCUGAACCUGGCCGUCGCCGACCUGCUGGUGGGCGGCUUCUGCAUCCCCCUCUACAUCCCCUACGUGCUGACGGGCGAGUGGAGGCUCGGCAGGGGCUUGUGUAAGCUGUGGCUGGUGGUGGACUACCUGGUGUGCACCGCCUCCGUCUUCAACAUCGUCCUGAUCAGCUUCGACAGGUUCCUCUGUGUCACCAGAGCGGUCAGCUACAGGGCUCAGCAAGGGAUGACCAGAAAUGCAAUACUGAAGAUGGUGACUGUAUGGAUUGCUGCUUUUCUCCUCUAUGGGCCAGCCAUCCUCAGUUGGGAGCACAUUGCCCAAAAGAGCAUCCUCCCUGAAGGAGAAUGUCAUGCAGAAUUCUUCUACAACUGGUAUUUCCUAAUGAUUGCCUCUACUGUUGAAUUCUUUACACCUUUCAUCAGUGUUAUGUACUUUAACUUAAGCAUUUACCUUAACAUCAGGAAACGCACAUUACUCCGAAAUGAGAACCUCUCACUGGGUCAAGAGGACUGUGAAAUGAAUUUCCAGGGGAAAAAAAGGGAACAGUCUGUGUUUUUUGUAAAGCCAGCUAACAGAGACAAACAUGAGAAGAGAACAAGCAGCCUUCUUCCCCCAGGGAAGGCUCCAGGGCUUCAGGCCUCGGCCGAGCUUGGCAAUCAGCCAUCCAAUGUGAGUGCCAGUCUUGACCUUCCACCCCUCCAGGUGGAUGUGAAGACCAGGCCUCCCAGGAAUGGCUUCUGCAAAGCAACAGAAAGCCUUGGCCAGCCCAGCAGCAAAGUGGAUGUUGCUAACAUUAUGGCAAACCGAUUCAGACUUUCCAGGGACAAAAGAGUAGCAAAGUCUUUAGCAGUUAUUGUCUGUGUGUUUGGCUUGUGCUGGGCUCCAUACACACUCCUGAUGAUCAUCAGGGCAGCCUGCCAUGGGCACUGUGUGCACUACUCCCUCUAUGAGAUCUCAUUCUGGCUCCUGUGGGUGAACUCAGCCAUUAACCCUGUUCUCUACCCACUGUGCCACAUGAGCUUUAGGAAAGCCUUCAUAAAACUCCUGUGUCCACGAAAAGCCAAAAUUCAUCCUGACAUUUUGAUGUGAAAAGUAGGAAGGCUGAAAAUUAGUACAUAUUUUAUUUGGUGGGAAUACCAGAAAGCGAAUAUUGCAAUACCUGCAAAUAUUUAUGGAAUACUGGUAAGUAGGCAGAAGUGUAGAUAUUUAUGAAUAUGUAGAAAUACAGUCAUCCAUGUAGCUGGGAAAAUCACAGCAAUGAAAAGAAAGGUCAUUUUUCAAAGCUCUUUGGGAAAUUACAGCAACACUCUAUUUUCUGGUAAUGCUGCACUAGUGUUGAAGUGCUGAAAACAAAAAAUAACUUUCAUGGCUAAUAAUCAGAGUUCAGGAUCUCACUUUUAAUAACUGUAAAUAUUGCUGGAAUUUCAUAAAACAUUCAUCUUAGAUCUGUCAUAUCUUAUCCCAAACCCACUUCAAGACAUCAAGAAUCCCAGUUGUUAAGUCUAGGAUGCUUUCCCUGCCUUCACUUAGUGGCAAACCAGACAAGGCAUGACCAAAGAUAAAAAUACAGGAGAAGCAUGGGACAGGAGGCAGCACAACAGAGAAUGUUACCAGAGAAGCUGAGCAACUGUAGCAGGUAAGGGAGCACUGAUGUGAGGGAAAAGGUGAUGGAAAUAGAAGAGGUGGAAUAUUUAGUAGAACAAAGUCCAGGAACAGAAGUAUAAAAGGGUUUUGAGCUUUUUAAUAGGAGAUACAAGAAUUGGUAACUUACACACUGGAAGUGUUUCACUAGGAGUUCCCUCCUUCAGCAGUGACUUCCUGCCCCCCCACCAGGAUUCUGUAAGGGCAGGAAUCUACUGAGGUCAAAACUCCACUUCUUACAGGGCUGAGGGUAUUACUCUGUGCUUUGCUGUAAGGACAGAGUACACUAAGUAGUGCAUGAGAACCAUGACAGAGCUUUAGGUAAACUUCCCUUCCAGUAAUUUUUAAAACAUUUACAGCUGGACCUUUACUACUUCUCGCUAGAUUAAAAAAAAAAAAAAAAAAAAAAAAACCAAAAAAAAAACCUUUCACCUACCCCACCCACUGAAUCUUUCCAUCCAUCAAGUCACUGGUGGUCAAGAAAGCACCACUUCAAGUGUUGAGAUAUCUCCCAGGUUAUGCAUCAUGAGUGGCAUGACUCCAAGUCUGUUACAAUUUACAGCCUUGCUUCAGCCCAAGAGUCUCUGCCAUUGUGCCUGUGCCACACAACUGAUUCCGAGUUUGGAGUAGAUUUGUCCCACAAGGUGUCACAUUGAGCAUCACUAAUGAGACACCUUUGUUCCACCAUCACCAGCAUUUACUACAUAACUUAACAGAUGCUUUCCUUUGCUGACAAGUGAUAGUUACUGAACAGCUCUAAUUGUCCACUGCCAUAGUCAAAAUGCAUGGUAAUACAAUUAUCUUAAAGUUUACAGGCAGUAAAGUUAUCUUCUUUGUAAACUUUCAAUAAAACUAAUUAAGAGCU
Molecule: messenger RNA, 2703 nt
Organism: Serinus canaria (Common canary)
Lineage: Eukaryota; Metazoa; Chordata; Aves; Passeriformes; Fringillidae
Product: histamine H3 receptor-like
Exons: 3
Coding region: 6-1286 (426 amino acids)
Biological process (GO): adenylate cyclase-activating adrenergic receptor signaling pathway
Cellular component (GO): membrane
Molecular function (GO): histamine receptor activity
Source: RefSeq, a predicted model, not a curated record